AUCCUCUAUUUUCUCCCCCUUCUCACACUCCGCUUCGAAAUCGUUUUUAGUAAGUUCCCCCUUUUAAUCGAUCGCCAGCGCUGCCCGACGAGCGUUCUCUCCCAAUCUCCCGUCGUCCUUCUCUUCUUGUUCUUGGCUUCGGAGCGACCGAUAACGGCGGAUCUUCCUCUCUGAUCUCCGCCGCCAUGGAAGUGGGCUCGAUCUCCUCGGCUCCUCGCACCGUCGAGGAAAUCUUCAAGGAUUAUGGCGGCCGGAGGGCCGCCAUCGUCCGAGCUCUCACCACAGAUGUCGAUUCCUUCUACGCGCAAUGCGAUCCAGAGAAGGAGAAUCUUUGCCUGUACGGGCACCCGAACGAGUCAUGGGAGGUGAAUCUCCCGGCGGAGGAGGUGCCACCGGAGCUGCCGGAGCCGGCGCUCGGGAUCAAUUUCGCGAGGGAUGGGAUGAACCGCAAGGACUGGCUUUCCCUGGUCGCCGUGCACAGCGACUCCUGGCUCCUCUCGGUUGCCUUCUACCUCGGGGCCCGCCUGAACCGCAAUGAGAGGAAACGUUUGUUUAGCAUGAUCAAUGAUCUUCCAACUGUCUUUGAAGUUGUAACCGAUAGGAGGCAAUCAAGAGAAAAGCCUGGCAUGGAUGGCGGAAGUAAAUCCAAACUCUCAACAAAGAGGUCAAGUGAUGGACAGAUGAAAAACAAUUCAAAGACAGUUGAUGAGGGGUAUGGUGAAGAUGAUGAUGAACACAGUGAAACUCUGUGUGGAACCUGUGGUGGCAACUAUAAUGCAGACGAGUUUUGGAUUGGUUGUGAUAUAUGUGAAAGGUGGUUCCAUGGCAAGUGCGUGAAGAUAACUCCAGCAAAAGCUGAGAACAUAAAGCAAUACAAAUGCCCCAGUUGCAGUUCAAAGAAAGGAAGGCUGUAACUUAAAAAAACCUGUUUUCCAGUAUUUUUCCAUUUCAGACUGGUAAAUUCUAGAGACUUUGUUCUUGUUAACAUUUGUAGUUUAGGUGUGGCAGUCCAUGUUUUGUAAUGUUAUUUGUGCUCAUCUAGAAAGAGAUCUGUGCUAUGAUCCAGGAAGCUCUUUGUAAUCUAUAAUUCAUACUAACAUUUUAGAAAUGAAUUUAACUUUUUCACCCUUGUAUCA
Molecule: messenger RNA, 1136 nt
Organism: Phoenix dactylifera (date palm)
Lineage: Eukaryota; Viridiplantae; Streptophyta; Magnoliopsida; Arecales; Arecaceae
Gene: AL1
Product: alfin-like 1
Biological process (GO): regulation of DNA-templated transcription
Cellular component (GO): nucleus
Molecular function (GO): transcription cis-regulatory region binding; transcription coregulator activity; histone binding
Source: RefSeq, a predicted model, not a curated record